AUGUCAAGCAGAUACCAAGGGAAACCUGAGACACCCCCUAUUAUUCCCGCAAAGCAGCUUCACCACACGACGCAGCGCCCGCCGCUGCCAAAUAUGCCAGCUGGACAUAUACAGACUCGCUAUGUGAACAUGCUUUUGGCACUUGAUGAUAUCCCGCCACUGUUCAACAUAAUGGCGUCGUUCUUCACGUGGAUCUUACUUGCGGGAUUCGUCCUAUUCCCUGGAACAUUCACAUCUUUGCAGCAACAGCAACUCAGCGGUGUGGAAGCCCAACUGCUGAAUGCGAUAUCCAAUAUAUCACUUUAUAUUAUUGCAUGGGUUUGUACCGGUAUUGGUGGCGUUGGUAUGAUCUGGUUAUGGUGGAGGUGGCAAAGAAAUUAUAUCUGGAUUGUGAAUCGUAUCUUUGUGCCUGGCCUACUCAAUUCACUCGCUGGUAUCAUCUCGGUUCUUUCCAAUAUCUACGGCGUACAGCAUGGAACCUACAGCAUACCAGGCGAGUCAGCAAUGAUUGUGACAGCUGGGGUUGCAGGCGUGUGUGGAUGCCUUGUUCUCGUGUAUCAUUUCUGGUUACUGGGAAAUAUCAAGAAAGAGCAUGACAGGGAAGUUGGUGUCGAGUUUGCUGGAAGGCACUGGCGAAGGCAUUAUGGGGGGUGA
This is a messenger RNA of Suillus paluster, 654 nucleotides long. RefSeq lists its product as uncharacterized. The transcript is spliced from 3 exons. NCBI's taxonomy places the organism in Eukaryota, Fungi, Basidiomycota, Agaricomycetes, Boletales, Suillaceae. The record is from RefSeq and is a predicted model, not a curated record. The coding region runs from base 1 to 654 and encodes 217 amino acids.